This is a messenger RNA of Frieseomelitta varia, 1471 nucleotides long. RefSeq names its product cathepsin O-like. The coding region runs from base 98 to 1165 and encodes 355 amino acids. Gene Ontology annotation, molecular function: cysteine-type endopeptidase activity. The transcript has 7 exons. NCBI's taxonomy places the organism in Eukaryota, Metazoa, Arthropoda, Insecta, Hymenoptera, Apidae. Gene Ontology annotation, cellular component: lysosome. The record is from RefSeq and is a predicted model, not a curated record.
AUAUUCUAUUGAGUCAUGCAAUAAUGAUAUACUUGUGUAUAGGUUUUGUUGGUUUGUCGUGCAGUGUAUUGCUUUGGAAUUAUGUUUUAUCCUCGACAUGGAGUGGAGAACAGUUGCGUUUAUAGUGUUGGUAGUGAGUUUAUGCUUUUUGGCAAUACCAAUUAAAGUGGAUCCUGAUACUAGCAACGAGGAUAUUAAGCUUUUUCAGAAUUAUGUCGCACGUUAUAACAAAUCUUACAGAACCGAUCCAUCAGAGUAUGAAGAACGAUUUAAACGAUUUCAGAGAUCGUUGCGGCACAUAGAAAAAAUGAAUGGUCUUCGAUCAUUACAAGAAAGCGCUUAUUAUGGACUCACUGAAUUUUCUGAUAUGUCGGAAGAUGAAUUUCUGACGCUAACUCUUUUGUCUGACUUACCAGCAAGAGGAGAGAAACACGUGACUGCACCUUAUCAUCGCGAACAUCAUUUGUUGCAAUCUACUAAUCGGAUGAAAAGAUCGGUUGGCAUACCUUCAAAAUUCGAUUGGAGAGACAAAGGAGUGAUUACUCCGGUACGGAGUCAAGGAUCUUGUGGUGCUUGUUGGGCUUUCAGUACCGUUGAAGUUGUUGAAUCGAUGUAUGCAAUAAAAAAUGGCACUUUGUAUACGCUGAGCGUACAAGAAAUGAUUGACUGUGCGAAAAACAGUAAUUUUGGCUGCGAGGGUGGGGAUAUAUGUAGCUUGCUUUCGUGGUUGUUAGCGUCCAAAGUUCAAAUAUUUCAAGAGUUUACUUAUCCACUCGUAGGAAAGACUGGUACGUGUAAACUUGGGAAAACGAUAGAUAAAACACCUGGUAUAAAAAUACGAGAUUUUACAUGUGACAGUUUCGUAGAUGCAGAGGAUGAGCUGCUGAUAACAUUGGCCACUCAUGGACCAGUGGCGGCUGCAGUAAAUGCUUUAUCCUGGCAAAACUAUUUAGGCGGCGUAAUACAAUAUCACUGUGAUGGUUCCUUUGAUAAUCUGAAUCAUGCUGUACAAAUAAUAGGAUACGACAAAUCAGCUGCCAUACCACAUUAUAUCAUAAAAAAUUCAUGGGGAACAAAUUUCGGAGAUAAAGGCUACAUGUACAUAGGAAUAGGCAGUAAUUUAUGCGGCAUAGCGAAUCAAGUAUCGUCACUAAAUGUUCUUUGAAGCAAUCUAUCGAUAUAAACGAAAAUAUUUGAAGAAAAUAUUUAUAUUGAUCCUAAAAUGUACAUAAAAGUAUCUUUUUAAUCGAGGUACUUUGAAAAUACAUACAAUAAUAUUAAUAACAAUAAUAUUCGUGACAAUAAUAUUAAUAACAAUAAUAUUCGUGAAAAUAAUAUUAAUAACAAUAACAUCUUUUACACGUAUAUUCGACAAUUGACAGAAUUUUUAUGCUAGUAUUAUGCAGCCAUUUGUAUAUUUUUACAAAUAUUCUAAUAUAAAAUAAAAUAAAGAUUUAUAUUGUUAUUUCUA